AUGAGCUCUUUUGGUUUCUGUAUACGAGAUGACAGGGGAGACAUAAGAUAUGCUAGAGCAAAAGGGAUAGGCAUUACAACUAAUACAGAGGUAGAGGUUCUUGCAAUACAUAAGGUAUUAGAAUAUAGCUAUUAUAAUGAUCUGAGGGGAAUAACAAUAGAAACAGAUUCUUUAAGUCUGAAAAAGAUGCUACUAAAUCAGUGGAAGGUACCAUGGGAAAUAAUCAAGAGGAUAGAAGAUAUUAGACAGAGAUUGCAGCAGCUAGAUGCGAGAAUCAUACAUAAUUUUAGGGAAGGGAAUACGGUGGCAGAUUCACUAGCAAACGAGGUGAUUGAUACGCAAUACACAACAGAGUACAACAAUUUUCAAGAGCUACCAAGCUACAUAAGAAGAUUAAUCAACAUGGACAAAGCACAAAUACCUAAUUUGAGAAUCAGAAACAGACAUAUCAACACACAAAGUCAGGAACAAUGA
This is a messenger RNA of Solanum stenotomum, 474 nucleotides long. RefSeq lists its product as uncharacterized. Bases 1 to 474 code for a protein of 157 amino acids. The transcript has a single exon. The record is from RefSeq and is a predicted model, not a curated record. Lineage: Eukaryota; Viridiplantae; Streptophyta; Magnoliopsida; Solanales; Solanaceae. Gene Ontology annotation, molecular function: nucleic acid binding; RNA-DNA hybrid ribonuclease activity.